AGCAGAACUCUCUCCUCUCUCUAUAAUCUAUAUAUGAUUCAUUCGUGAACGUUUAAUCUAAUUCUGGUGAUCAAUGGAGAAGAAGGGAAAGACUGGAAUGGAAAAUGAAGGUGUGAUCGACACGUGGCUUAGAAAACACCGUUUGCUAUACGUUGGUGCCACUAAACACCCUUUCAUUCUCAGCAUUAGUGAUGGCACCAUUGAUAUCUCCUCUUUCAAAACAUGGCUGGGACAGGAUUACAUCUUUGUUAGAGCUUUUGUUCCUUUUGUAGCGAGUUUGAUUGUGAAAGCUUGGAAGGAGAGUGAUGAUAGGAGUGAUAUGGAGGUCAUAUUGGGUGGUAUGGCUGCUUUGAAUGAUGAACUUGAAUGGUUUAAGAAAGAGGCCUUUAAGUGGGGUGUUCAACUCUCUCACCCACUUCUUCCCCACAAACCAAAUCAGGAAUAUUGCAGAUUUUUGGAGAGUUUAAUGAGCGUGGAGGCCAAUUAUACAGUGGCAAUAACUGCAUUUUGGGCCAUUGAAGCUGUGUACCAAGAGAGCUUUGCGUUGUGUUUGGGAGAUGAGUCAAGAACCCCACCUGAACUGAAAGAGACUUGCCAAAGGUGGGGCAGUGAAGCCUUUGGUAAGUACUGUUCUUCUCUCAAACACAUCGCCAACCGGCGUUUGAAACAGGCUUCGGAUGAUGAGCUCAAGAAAGCUGAAGUAGCACUCUUGACUGUUCUUGAGCAUGAAGUUGAAUUCUGGAACAUGAGCCGUAGUGGUUCUUGAACACAGAAGAGAAGAGAAGAGAAGAGAACACCCCAUCUUUUUGAUCUUAAACAACAAUGGAACUGAACUUAGUUGUGUUAGAGUUGAAUUGGUUUGAACAGUAUGAGCAUCUUAUUAUGUGUAAUGUAAUGUAGUAGUGUUGUUUGUUUCUGUUAUAGUUAAGCCUCUGUGUCUCUGAAUACAGUAACCGAUGGAAUGUCGUUUUGGUUACCAAUUGUGAGUAAAACGACUUGUCGUGUGUAUUUUGAACCGUACAGUAUUAUAUAUGUCUCCCUGGGCUCGUUUGGUACGCCGUAUUAGGUCGUAUUGUAUUGUAUUGUAUUAUAUUGAAUUGUAUUUUAUGCAAUAUUUUUAUGUAAAA
Messenger RNA from Cannabis sativa, 1127 nucleotides. Its product is annotated as probable bifunctional TENA-E protein. The record is from RefSeq and is a predicted model, not a curated record. The transcript is spliced from 3 exons. Gene Ontology annotation, cellular component: cytosol. NCBI's taxonomy places the organism in Eukaryota, Viridiplantae, Streptophyta, Magnoliopsida, Rosales, Cannabaceae. Bases 74 to 766 code for a protein of 230 amino acids.